Messenger RNA from Symbiodinium sp. CCMP2592, 5211 nucleotides. NCBI's taxonomy places the organism in Eukaryota, Dinophyceae, Suessiales, Symbiodiniaceae. The record is from the annotation of a GenBank genome assembly.
AUGGGUUUGGAGGCCGGGUCACCUCCGCCGCCUUCGGCCUAUGUGGGCACGGUUGCAUAUGAGCCGAGCGAGGAAGCAGGAAUCCCGAUCCCCUACGAAGCCAAAUCCCUGACAAUGUGUUCGGCUGCUAAUGAUGUUGAUUUUGUGCGACAACUUGCUGAGAUCGAGCAGCGAAUUGCCCAUCGACGGGCAGCUUUGAGUGGCCAGCAGGCUGCCCAGAAGUGGGGUGGUUCGGAGCACAUUGACAGUCAGAAGACGAGCCUUUGGGAUCUUUUCGGUGAAGAUGCUAUGCCGCCCCCGGAGCCCGAUGCAAUACCCAACGAGCCAGACACCACGACUCUUGCAAGACAGGAUGGUGCUAGCGACCUGUCCCUCUUUGAGAAUGACUUGGCAGCAGGAGCUACGAAACAAUCGACAGUGGCUCCAAAUCCAGUUGCUACACCUGCCCGGGCUAAAAUUGCUUCGCAGGCCCCAGCAGUUGAGGCCCAAGCAGAGGCUUCGCAGGCUUUAACAAUGGAGGAUGUCGAGGACCCAGCAAUCACCCCAAAGCCGCUGCCCGAUGCACUGGAGGUUUCUUCUGUCAAAGACGGCGAAGCUGACAGUCCUGAGCUUCUAGCAUGCGAGGAUAAGAAGAUUUCAGUGGGAUUCCUAACGUAUGACGAGAUACCAGAAUAUCGGGAGAAGGCAAAGCAGUGCGAGGCCGAGGACGAAGACGACGAUGACGACGACGUGCCGAUCAAAAAAAAACCGGCCAUGGCCAAGGGCAAGCCUGGAAGGCCGAAGGGAUCCGGGAACAAGUCGACGAAGACCGACAAGGACACGGCGAAGAAGACGGGCAAGAAGAACCAGGAGAAGGAGAACGACGAAGCCAAGACGCUGCCGAAGAAGAAGGGCAAAAAGAAGGACCCCGAAUCGGAGGACGAGAACGACGAAGACAAGACGCCGCCGCCGCAGAAGAAGGGCAAGAAGAAGGACCCCGAGGACAAGGAGAACGACGAAGACAAGACGCCGCCGAAGAAGAAUGGCAACAAGAAGAAGGACCCCGAGCCGGAGGACGAGAACGACGAAGACAAGACGCCGCCGAAGAAGAAGGGCAAGAAGAAGGACCCCGAGGACAAGGAGAACGACGAAGACACGGCCCCGCCCAAAAAGAAGGACAAGAAGAAGGACCGCGACGACAAGGAGAACGACGAAGACACGGCCCCGCCCAAGAAGAAGGACAAGAAGAAGGACCGCCAGGACAAGGAGAACGACGAAGACACGGCCCCGCCCAAGAAGGACAAGAAGAAGGACCGCCAGGACAAGGAGAACGACGAAGACAAGACGCCGCCGAAGAAGAAUGGCAACAAGAAGAAGGACCACGAGGACAAGGAGAACGACGAAGACACGGCUGCCACGAAGAAGAGCAAGAAGAAGAAAGUUGACGACGAAGACACGACUCCGCCGAAGAAGAAGAGCAAGAAGCCAGACGCCGAGGAGAAGGAGAACGACGAAGACACGGCUGCCACGCAGAAGAAGGGCACGUUUGCUUCGAGAAAUCCGGGAAAGGGUGCAAGAACAGUGGCCAUUUGGACGGCUAUCCGGGAUGCAUUCGAUUGUGUUCUUCGGGACAAAUUUCGCUACACCACGAAGAUGGAGGGCCUUUUCUGGGCCGAUUGCCGGCCCGUGCUGCUCGAAGUGAAGGACGAUACUGAGCUGUUCCAGGCGGCUAAGAAGUUUGCUGCCAAGUGGUUGAAGAUGGACAAAGUUCAGGGUGCCCCGAUGGUACAAGCAACCUUUGCCAAAUCUACGCUACACCCUGCCAGGAUGCAGGCCCUUGGCAUCGCGGGCAAGCAGGAGAAGCCUCUUCGUGCGACCUCCUGGCAUUCCUCCCAAACGGGAUCCCAACAGGACCUGAUGCCAGAGUCCCAGUCAGAGCUGGAAGUGCCUGCUACGCAAAAGGAAGCUGACACGCAGCUGCCUGCUUCGCCUGUCCCUGCCUUGUCAGAAAGCCUUGGUAAAGGGACACCCCAGAGCGAGAGGUCCGAGCCCACGCCGGGGGAGGGGACGAACUCCAACCCCGCACCCAGCCAACCCACGCCUGAAAAGAAGAAUACGAGUUCCGAGCCCGGAGCCAGCCAACCCGAAGCCGUAGAGCAAGCCGCCCUAGGAUCCCAAAGCAAGUCAGAAGCACCCGCCGUGGAGACCAGCCAGCCCGAGAAGCCAGACACGUCAGAAGCACCCGCCGUGGCCAAGACCAGCCAGCCCGAGAAGCCAGACACGUCGAAAGCACCCCCCGUGGCCAAGACCAGCCAGCCCGAGAAGCCAGACACGUCGAAAGCACCCCCCGUGGCCAAGACGAGCCAGCCGGAGAAGCCAGGCACGAACACCCGGCCCACAAACAAGGACACCAAAGAUCCGAAAGCAACCAAGAACGAACCAGAGGAGGAUGAGUACGUGGCCCCGGUGGAAGAUCACCCACCCCCUCCUCCCAUCAGCAAGGCCACUUUGAUGAAGAGGCUGGCACGCAUAUGUGCACCCAAAGCGGAUGGGACCUACAAAGUCCCGCUCGAGAUCAUCCAGACCCACAAGAAUCUGGAAUCCCGGGAUGAUGUGUACCGUGCCUUCGAGAAAUGUGGUGGCGACCCCGCUUCGCCGUCACGCUUGCAAACGGUGAUUUUCACGAAGAAAGUCAACCAGCGAUACGAAGAGAUCAAUGAGAAAUCUGUGGAAACGGAAUUCGAAUUCCUCACAGAGGCGGAGAUGGAAGAGAAAGGAUGGAGCGAGAAAUCCGAGUACUGUGACGAGUGGAUGUACUGGGUUGCUGUGCGAGUGAGAGGAUCCAACAAGAAGACGAAGCGGCACACCGUGACCGAGCUCCUGGAGGGUGCCGACCAGGAGCCCAUGCAGGAUCCUGAUGAAGCAAUGGAGAACUUCCCUUUCGAGCUUGAGGGAGACGGAGAUAAGAAGCAAGGGGAAGGUGAUGACGAGGAGGAGAGUGACUCCAGUGAUGAUGGGGAAGAGGCUGCCCGGAUCCUCAAAAGGAUCGCCUAUCCGGAGAUUCCCAAGAAACCGCAAGAUGCCAGUAUGCUGGUGACCGGCUGCCUCCAGAAGAGGGCGAACAAACUCCAGCUUCUCCUGGCGAAGAUGGAGUCGGAUGCAAGCAUCUCCCUCACCACGACCCAACUCAAGUUUCGAGACAGCCUCAAGAUGGUCAUCGACGCAGUGGGUGAUUUGGAGGACAGAAUUACGACUAUCUAUAGUCGUGGGAUUGCUGCUGGCUUCACGAAGGAGGACCAGAAGAGGCUUCGCAUGCUCUUCCAGGAAGCGAAGACGAAGGCCGUGGAGGCAGAGAUGAUUUCUGAGCGCUCCGACGAGGAGCCGGUCGAUUUCGGCCGAGCUUCCCAGUAUGCCGAGAUGCUAGGCGAGGGAGUCACUGCGAAAGACACCAAACGGUGCAUCAGUCAGAUGCUGCAUCCGGAGCAGCCGGAGGAAAAAAGACGGCAGGCACCGAACGAGGAGAGAGAUUGUCACAGGUUCUUUAACCACUGGGGUUUAUCUUUGCCUGUGCCAAUAAUGGAAAAGGCUUUCGUGCUGGAGGACAGAGAGAAAGUUGAUACUGCUUAUAUACGAGUGCAAGACUGGAUGCAGUACCUCUUGAAACGGAAUCCUUCAUUGCUCGCUGGGGGCAACGAGUCUUUGGAAAGCCAGCUGGAGGCCUUCUGGAUGGCUUACAGACAGACUCACAGCACCCAUCCGGUGUUCGAUCGAGGGCUGGACCUCGGGACCACGAUUCCGCUGGCUUUUUAUUCAGACGAAGGCAAGGGCCCGAAGCGAGGCAACUUCGUAGUGGCCUCCAUCGAGUCGCCGAUCGGCUUGUGGGAUGUGCCCGAUGACUUUACUUGCACUUGCAAAGAGGAUGUGGAGAAGUCGCCGCAGCAAUUUGUUCCGGGCCAGCAGGCAGCCGGCCCGUACACGCCGAUGGAGCACGCCGCCCUGAAGCAAAGCCAUACAAAUAAAGGCCACUCCUACCUCACCAGACAUGUGCUUUUUGGCCUCCCUGACUGGGUCUACAAACACCAUCCAGAAGUUUUGGAACAGAUGACACAGCAGGUUGCUGACGAGCUCACGAUGCUUUUUUCUUCAGGCCCGGAGGUUGGUGGGAAAAUUUACACGGCUUGCUUGGUUGGGAUCAAAGGCGAUAUGAAGCAAAUCGCUGAAAAGAUUGCUUAUCUGAACCGAUACUAUGCCCGUUUGGGUCCUGUGAACCACAAUGGUGUCUGUGCACAUUGCAUGGCGGGCACGAGUGCAGCGAUUCCUUUUGAUGAGCUUGCUCACGAGCCAUCCUGGGCUUCGACACUUUACCAGCAGCGACCUUGGGACUCGACACCUGGUAUGUGCAAUGUCCCUCAUGACAACGAUGCACCGGAAAGAGUCCUGAAAUAUGACAUGUUUCAUCUUUUCAAAGUUGGGCUUGGGCGAGACAUUUGUGGCUCCCUGGUUUUAUUGGCUCGCCUGGGCUAUUACGAUGAUCCCAAUGGCAGCGAUGAGACAAACAUCAAGGCGAGGCUCAAUCGAGCCUUUGCACACUUCAAACUGUGGCGGCUGGCCUCGCAUAAAACCGCAGCUUUGCGAUACUUUUCGAAGUCGUUAUUCAAUCUGAAACGGUUGAGCGACUUCGCAUGGACGAACUCCAAGGGUUCGGAUACCAUGCUCUUGUUGGAAUAUCUCAGCUUCUUUGUGGCGAUCCUGCUGAGAAGAUCCAACUUGCCAGCUGCACAUGCUGUUUUGUUUCGUGUGCUGAAGAAGACGAUCCAGGAGUCCCAGAAGGCCUUCAAUUUGAUGUACAAACAUGGUCUGUGGCUCCCCAGGGCAUGUGCCCAAAAUCUCUAUUUGAGGUUGAUGUCCAUGCUGUCGGGCUACAAGCAUCUGGGUGCAAAGGCUUUGGCGAUGGAUAUGCCGUUCUACUCCUUGAAGCCCAAAUUCCACGGCAUCCAUCAUGUGGCACAUGAGAUCCGAGUGGCACUGCUGGCCAAUGCAAAGCUCAUCCCGAACCCCAUCAUGUGGGGGUGUGAGCAAGGAGAGGACCUUAUCGGUCGAGUCUGUGCUCUGUCGGUCCGAGUUUCUGUGAGAACCAUAAGCAAGAGGGUGCUGCAACGACACUUCCUCAAAAAAGCGGCUCUCAUCAGGAGGCACCGAGCUGACCGAGCACAACGAAAGCUGCGGCUCUAA